This is a messenger RNA of Anneissia japonica, 2567 nucleotides long. RefSeq names its product neuropilin-1-like. The transcript has 13 exons. Lineage: Eukaryota; Metazoa; Echinodermata; Crinoidea; Comatulida; Comatulidae. Gene Ontology annotation, molecular function: calcium ion binding. Bases 24 to 2066 code for a protein of 680 amino acids. The record is from RefSeq and is a predicted model, not a curated record.
ACAAAUGCAACAAUCGUUUAGGAAUGGAGUCACGAGAUAUACCAUCAGAUGCUAUUGUAACUUCGAGUGAUUGGGAUAGUAAUCAUGCUGGCCGCCGAGCGAGGCUCAACAUAUUACCAGAUAGUGAUGGAAUAGGGGCUUGGUGCGCUAAGACAAACAUUCUAGGCCAGUGGAUUCAAGUAGACUUGGGGAAUAUAACGAAUGUGACCGGCUUAAUCACACAAGGACGCAUAGCAUAUUCGCAAUAUGUUACCGUUUAUAAAGUAGAUUACAGCUUAAAUGGACUACAAUGGCAAUUUGUGUCACAAAAUGGCUAUGAAAAGGAAUUUAGAGGAAAUUCUGACGGAAAUACAACAGUUACUCGUUUAUUUCCGGUGCCAGUUCUUGCAAAAUACAUUCGGAUUUAUCCCAUAGCUUGGAGAAGACAUAUCAGUAUGCGAUUUGAAAUACUUGGAUGUUCAGCCAAUCGUUCAACCGCUAAGGUCGAAGAAAGCCAAACAAACGAAUGCAAAGAUCGUUUAGGAAUGGAGUCACGAGAUAUACAGUCGGAGGCUAUUGUAACUUCGAGUGACUGGGAUAGUAAUCAUGCUGGCCGCCGAGCGAGGCUCAACAUAAUACCAGAUAGUGAUGGAAUAGGGGCAUGGAGCGCUAAGUCAAACAAUCUAGGCCAAUGGAUUCAGGUAGACUUGGGGGAUAUAAUGACUGUGUCUGGUUUAAUCACACAAGGACGCAUAGCUUAUUCGCAAUGGGUUACCGCUUAUAUAGUAGAAUACAGCUUAGAUGGAUCACAAUGGAAAUUUGUGUCACAAAAUGACUAUGAAAAGGAAUUUAAAGGCAAUUUUGACGCAGAUACAGCGGUUACUCGUUUGUUUCCGGUGCCAGUUUUUGCAAAAUACAUUCGAAUUCAUCCAAUCGCUUGGGUCAGACAUAUCAGUAUGCGAUUCGAAAUCCUUGGAUGUUCAGCCAAUCGUUCAACUGCUGAGGUCGAAGAAAGCGCAACAAGUAACUGUACGGAUGGGCUUGGUUUAGAAUCUGGAUAUAUUCCAUCGAGUUUUAUUGAGUCGUCCGGUGAAUCAAUCACAGGUCGUGGGCCUGAACAUGCACGGCUUAACCUGAGAACGUCGGAUAGUGAUGACUGGUGCGUUUCUGAUACACACCAAGGACUCUGGAUUCAAGUGAAUCUCGGUCACUUACAUAAUGUUACAGGAGUGAUUAUUCAGAAACCUCUAAAGUAUCUGUCUCAAGUGACUUCAUUCCAAGUUAUGCACAGCCACGAUAAAUUGGUAUGGGAAACAAUACGCAAUGCUUACGGUAAUCCAAAGGUUUUUCCAGGAACGAUUACACAAUCCACACGGUUUAUUAGGUUUCCUAUAACUAUCACAGCGAAAUAUGUACGCAUUCUGCCAACUUCAUGGGUAAAUGAAAUAUGCAUGCGAUUUGAAAUAGUUGGUUGUAUAUCAGGAAGAAGAACACUAAGAGGUUGUCGAGAAUUUCUUGGAAUGAAAUCAGGGGAGAUACCUAAAGGCGCUAUCCAAGCAUCAACCGAACUUGAUAACAAAGGCUCUGAUCUUGCAAGGCUCAAUUCGACAAUUGGUGGUAGUGGUGUCUCCGCUUGGUGUCCUGUAAAUCAGAAUCGAUACCAAUGGAUACAAGUGUACCUUGGUAAACUCCACAUUGUCAAUGGCAUAAUGACACAAGGCCAACGGCUUCAGUGGGUUACAAUGUAUGAAGUAAGUUAUCGUGUCAAUGGAAGUGGUUGGAUAGUCGUCAUGGGACACGAUGGUUUACCAAGGGAAUUUAUGGGAAACUAUGAUGAAGACACAGUGGUAACUAACGUUUUACCAGAGCCUAUUAAGGCACAGUUUAUCAGGAUUCGCCCGUUGAGCUGGCACACAUAUCCAUGCCUUCGAUUUGAAGUUCUCGGCUGUCUAGAUGUUGAUGACUGUGUAGCCGGUGUUUGCCAGAAUAGUGGUCGUUGCAUUGAUGGAUUGGGAGGAUACACAUGUGACUGCUUAUUUGGAUUUGAUGGUGAUAAUUGUGAUCAGGAGACUGGUGUUCAUACGUAAUCCUAGAGUGUAAUGCUGACAGGUUCAAAUGCGUAACAUAACGGCAUCGAGAGAUAAAUUAUGAAAUUGUACUGAGCACCAUGGAAUACUUAGACUUGACUUAAAUAAAAAAAAAACAUUACUCAGUUUACGAAAAUGGAAUUAUGUAUGCCUAUUAUACUACCAAUGAGGAAUUGUUAUUUUCUUUUAAAGAAACCUUCACAUUUUUAAAAAGGUACACAUCUGUUAUUGGUACUAUAUGAAAACAUUUUAACAUUAAAUUUAGACUCCAAUGUAUGGAUAAACAGAAUACCUGUUGAGGAGAAUAAUUUGUAAGUUUUUUAGCUGUGAUUUACUUACUUUCAGAAUAGUAAGAGGCAAUGUAACUGUGAUAAUGUAAUACAAUAAUGUUAAAAAGGUGUACGGAUCUGUCAUUCAUAUGAUAUUAAAACUAACUUUUCAAAUUUAAAUUUAGACAUCACUGUAUGGAGAAACAAAAUAAAUGUUAAGAAUAAUUUGUAA